AUGGUUGUGGAUAUGCAAAGUAAGUUUGCUAAAUACUGGGACGAGUACAGUCUUAUUUUAGCUAUGGCAGCAGUACUAGACCCAAGGAUUAAGCUGCAGAUGCUUAGGGAAGCUUAUCAUAAGCUGGAUCCUAGAACUUCUGAGAAGAAGGUUGAAGUCGUAAGGAAGAGCUUGGAGUUGCUUUAUAAAGAGUAUAGUUCAAAGUCACCAGAAAAAUCUCCUCUUGAAGAUGAUAUUGAUGAUGAUCUGCUUGAGCUUGAAAGGUGUAUCCAGUUUGGUUCAAACAACGAAGGGAUAAAUCUGAACAUGUAUUUGGUUGAUACUAAAGUUGAUAUUUCGGCUUUCUCAGAUAUGGAGGUGUUAGACUACUGGAAAGAUAAGCAACACAGAUAUGGUGACUUAGCUUUGCUUGCCCGUGAUAUUCUUAGCAUCCCUAUUACUACUGUUGCGUCUGAAUCUUCUUUACAUAUAUGA
Molecule: messenger RNA, 474 nt
Organism: Brassica oleracea var. oleracea
Lineage: Eukaryota; Viridiplantae; Streptophyta; Magnoliopsida; Brassicales; Brassicaceae
Product: zinc finger BED domain-containing protein DAYSLEEPER-like
Exons: 3
Coding region: 1-474 (157 amino acids)
Molecular function (GO): DNA binding; protein dimerization activity
Source: RefSeq, a predicted model, not a curated record